CCCUUGGCGUCCCCCCCUGCGAACAUGGCACCUGCCGGCGGCGGCGGGCGCGGGGCCGCCCGGGGGCUGCGGGCGGCGCUGGCGGUGGCGGCGGCGCUGGUGCGGGCCGCGCUGUCGCUGAGCGAGCGGUACCCGGCCGUGUCCCUGCUCAAGCAGGAGCUGCACCGGCAGCGCCAGGGCCCGGCGGCGGAGUGGGCAGAGCAGUACGCGGCCGAGUGCGACUCAUCAUUUUUGCACUUCCGUGAAUCAGAUUGUGACAUCACAGGGACUUCAUCUUGCGAGUCGGUGCUUUCUCUCAACACAGAAAAAAUUCUGAGUCAAGCGAAGUCACUUGCAGAGCAAAAAAGAUUUCCAUUUGCUACUGAUAAUGACAACACAAAUGAAGAAUUGGCAAUUGCUUACGUGUUGAUUGGCAACGGCCUGUAUGAUGAAGCCAUACGACAAUUUUCAACAAUGCUUCAGGAAGAACCAGAACUGGUUAGUGCAAUCUAUGGACGAGGGAUAGCAUAUGGAAAAAAAGGACUCCAUGAUAUGAAAAAUGCUGAACUUGCUCUUUUUGAGCUCAGUAGGGUAAUUAGUCUAGAACCAGAUCAUCCUGAAGUAUUUGAACAACGAGCAGAAAUACUGUCCCCACUAGGACGAAUCAGUGAAGCAUUAUCUGAUCUCACCAAAGCUAUUCAGCUACAGCCAUCGGCACGGCUUUACAGGCAUAGAGGCACUCUGUACUUCAUAUCUGAGGAUUAUGCAACAGCCCACGAAGAUUUUCAGCACUCACUGGAACUGAACAGAAAUCAGCCUAUAGCUAUGCUUUAUAAAGGCUUAACCUUUUUUCACAGAGGACUCUUGAAGGAAGCCAUUGAGUCUUUCAAAGAAGCUCUGAAGCAGAAAGCAGACUUCAUAGAUGCAUAUAAAAGUCUGGGACAAGCCUACAGGGAACUUGGCAACUUUGAUGCUGCUACAGAGAGCUUCCAGAAGGCUUUGCUGCUAAAUCAAAAUCAUGUUCAGACAUUACAGCUCAAAGGAAUGAUGCUUUAUCAUCAUGGUAGCUUAGAUGAAGCACUGAAGAAUUUUAAGAGGUGUCUACAGCUAGAACCAUACAAUGAAGUAUGCCAGUAUAUGAAAGGACUCAGCCAUGUUGCAAUGGGACAGUUUUAUGAAGGCAUAAAAGCUCAGACUAAAGUUAUGUUAAAUGAUCCACUACCAGGCCAGAAAGCCAGCCCAGAAUAUCUGAAAGUGAAAUAUCUCCGAGAGUAUUCUAGAUACUUGCAUGCACAUUUGGAUACCCCUCUUACAGAGUAUAAUAUUGAUAUAGAUCUUCCUGGAAAUUUCAAGGACCACUGGGCCAAAAAUCUUCCUUUUCUUAUAGAAAAUUAUGAAGAACAGCCAGGGUUACAGCCACAUAUAAAAGAUGUGUUAUUUCAGAAUUUUGAAAGCUAUAAGACUGAUGUGCAAGAACUCAUAUGUGUAGCUGAUCAUCUGGGUUCCAUGAUGCAGUAUGAGACACCAGGAUUUCUUCCAAAUAAAAGAAUACAUAGAGCAAUGGGAUUGGCUACUUUAGAAGUAAUGCAAGCUGUGCAACGGACAUGGGCAAACUCAAAAGUUCGGAUGAAUGGGAAAACUAGACUGAUGCAGUGGAGGGAUAUGUUUGAUAUUGCUGUGAAGUGGCGAAGGAUAGCAGACCCUGACCAGCCUGUGCUUUGGUUGGACCAAAUGCCUGCCCGAAGCCUUAGUAGAGGUUUUAAUAAUCACAUUAAUUUAAUCAGGGGACAGGUCAUUAACAUGCGGUACCUGGAGUACUUUGAGAAAAUUCUUCAUUUUAUCAAAGAUAGGAUCCUUGUUUAUCAUGGUGCUAAUAAUCCAAAAGGACUAUUGGAGGUUCGAGAAGCUUUGGAAAAGGUACAUAAAGUAGAAGAUCUUCUUCCCAUAAUGAAGCAGUUUAACAGUAAAACAAGAGAUGGGUUUACUGUGAACACAAAAGUCCCCAGCCUUAAGGAUCAAGGAAAAGAAUACGAUGGAUUCACGAUUACCAUAACAGGAGAUAAAGUUGGAAACAUAUUAUUUUCAGUAGAAACUCAGACAACAGAAGAAAGAACACAGCUGUAUCAUGCAGAAAUAGAUGCUCUGUAUAAGGAUCUAACAGCUAAAGGAAAAAUUUUAAUUCUGUCUGCAGAGCUGGGGGAAGCAGAUGCUGUGUGCAACUUGAUCCUGUCAUUAGUUUAUUACUUCUAUAAUUUAAUGCCACUUUCAAGAGGAUCUAGUGUGAUAGCUUAUUCAGUGAUCAUGGGAGCACUAAUGGCAAGUGGAAAAGAAGUAUCAGGAAAAAUUCCUAAAGGAAAGCUUGUUGAUUUUGAAGCGAUGACAGCACCAGGAUCUGAGGCUUUUAGCAAAAUAGCAAGGAGCUGGAUGAACCUAAAAAGUAUUUCACCUUCUUACAAGAGUCUACCAUCAGUAUCAGAGACUUUUCCUACCCUGAGAACAAUGAUUGAAGUACUAAAUACAGACUCGUCUUAUUGUCUAAAAAAAACUAUAGCUGUUGUGUAAUUUAUACAAAUAAAAGACCAAGAUAAGCUGCUGCUUAAAUUAUUUUGAAGGGGAAAAUAUGGUCAAACUGGGUUUAUUAUUAUUAUUAUUAUUUUUUUUGAUAAAUAGACUACACAAACUUAUUUGAGUAAUGAUCACUAGAAAAGGGAAUCUUUGUGACCAGUAAUAUUAAAAAGGAAAGAAAAAGGAGAACAGUUAACUUCUUGUAUCCUGACAUGCUCUAACAAGAAAUACAGCUGUUCGGGGGGUGGGGUAGGCAAAAUGAAGAGCAAUAAGAAAUUUCCAUCUCACUUAUGUUCUGAAUGUUCUGGAAGUGAAGAUUUACUUUAAAAAAAGUGCAUUGAAAAUACCACUGUGCAACUUCCCUUUGUAUUUUUUUUCCAAAGCCUCUGUCUUCCGCAUGGAAAACCUCGAGAAAAUGUGUGAGUAAUUGGUAAAUAUACAGACAUUUCAUGUAACGUAAUCCAGUGAAGUAACAGAUGUCAGCUUAAAGGAACGGGUUCUAGGAGAACAAUUUGGAAACAAAAACAAAUGACAUUCGGGGUUAGCUUCUUGGUGAGUAAAUGUCAAAAACACAGCAGCAGUGCAUUAGUUCCUCUUUCCAUGUACCCAUUGGUGGCGGUAUCUGGCAAAAGAUAUCAACAAACUUGAGC
Cygnus atratus (black swan) is the source of this 3194-nucleotide messenger RNA. It is a transcript of the gene TTC13, whose product is annotated as tetratricopeptide repeat domain 13. Bases 25 to 2541 code for a protein of 838 amino acids. Lineage: Eukaryota; Metazoa; Chordata; Aves; Anseriformes; Anatidae. Gene Ontology annotation, molecular function: protein binding. The transcript has 23 exons. The record is from RefSeq and is a predicted model, not a curated record.